AUGCAGCUCCUCCCGCCACUGGCGGCGCUGUCCGCCCGCGCCCUCCUCGUCUCGCUACCGAGGAGGUUUGACCCGGCGUUCGACCCACCUACCUCUGAUAGCGCCGUCUCGGCCGCCGCAGCACUUGUCCUCUUCCGCUGUCUCUGGGCUUUGGGCUCCGAAUUCGGAGGGAACAAGCGACGAAAAUCCGUGGCGGACGGGCUAGGCGUCGGGCUGGGUGUGCUUCAGACAGUGUGUUGGGCGUUGGCGACACGACAUGUCGGACCGCUGCGCGCGAGCAUGCUCGUCUUCCUUCCCUCCGCGGCCGCAAGUGCGACCACUCUCUCACCACGUCUCAUGGGCGCCGCGGCCAUCGUCGCAGGCCUCACCUUCUUUACGGCGUUUGGGAACGAGGCGGCCGCCGGCGCGCUCGCUGGGCUAGCCGCCAUCUCAGGCGUCGCGGGCAAGCUUGGCGCCAAAAGGCGACGCGAAGACGGUUGGGCCGUGCCAGUGCUGGCGGCCAUUGCGGUUGGCAGCGCCGUCAUCCUAAUCCUCUCCCCGCUCUCGCUCCCCAUGGCGCCGCUGGCCGCGACCGCCGUGCUCGCCGCCUACCUCCCCCUCCACUCCCUCACCUCGCUCUCUCUCCCGUCGCCCAGCGGCCUCGCGUUUUUGCGCUUCCACCGCGCCCUCCCCUCGUCGAUCUCAUCGCCGUCGUUCCCGCGGUAUUCUUGUCCCAGAGGCAAGCUACUUCUGGUCUGA
Molecule: messenger RNA, 738 nt
Organism: Cutaneotrichosporon oleaginosum
Lineage: Eukaryota; Fungi; Basidiomycota; Tremellomycetes; Trichosporonales; Trichosporonaceae
Source: RefSeq, a predicted model, not a curated record